GUUCGUUUGACAACACCGCAUCUUGUAAAUUCCAAGACACUGUGUCCACUUCUGUAGAUCUUUUUAAUUCAAAUCCUUGUUGAACGUUGCGACAUCCUUUAUAACUGAAAGAAUAUUGGAUCUUGACCAGACUAGCGUUACGCAACGAGUAGUAAAUCCAUUACAAGGUGGUGUCGGCAAUCAUAGUAAAAUUUUUGUUGGCUACUAGAAGUCUAUAUUUUGGAUUCUCACAUUUUUCCUUCUGAUGUCAGUUCGCAUUUGGACGUGUUUUAGGACAGUUUUUAAAUGUUGGUUUUUUCAUCUCGUAACUAUUUGGCAACACUGGCGAAAUUUUAUAUUUACGUCGGUAAAUUAGGUUAGGUUUUCGUUUUCUAUUUAUUGUGUGGAUGUGAGGUUUUGUCGAAGGUUUUUUUUGGGUAUAUUUGUUUUUUGUAAAGAGGUUUAGGCGUGUUUUUUCCAUUCUGAGUGACCAAAAAGAAAAAAUGGAACCGGAAAACCACUUGACCGUUAAAGAAUUCGAAUCUGCCCAAAUGACCCAUGAACUUAUCAAAAGUGCGGAAGAGGAAGUUUCAGAAAUCCAAAAAGCAAUAAAGGAGGAAAAUGACUUGGAUAGCAAGGAAUUUGAAGUCACUCCGAUCACCCAAGUCUUUAUUAAAAAUGAAAAUGGCCAAGUUAUUGAUACAAAUGCAACAGACACUGUUUGGGAUAGAUUUUAUAAUGGAUGUGAUACAGUAGUAAAUGUUGAUCCUACUGCAAUGAGGUUUGAAGGGACUGGUGAGGGAGUUCUCAAAAUGCAAGAUGAGAAAAUAGAGUUGCAAAAGCAUGAACAUAAUAAAUACAAAGUUGCAGAAAGCUGUGACCCACUGAUUAUUAAAAAUGAGAAUGAUGCAUAUAAGUUCACAGAUGCAGAUACAGCAAAUAUGUCAACCAGAACAGGACAUGAGCAUGAUUUUACUAACCAAUGGACAAAAUGUGAAGCUGUUGAAGAAUUGAAGUUUGAAAAUGAUAUGGAUGCUGAUAUAACUGGAAUUACAGAAAUUACUGAGGAAUACAUCAUUAAAAAUGAGAAUGAUCAUAUUUUGAACCAUCCUACAGUACAAGGAAGUCAUGAGCUCCACUGUAAUGCAACAUUCCGAAUGAAGAGAGGUUUAGAUGAACAUAUAUCAGAUAAACAUUCUAAAAUACUUUUGUGUGCACAUUGUACAUAUCAAACUACCACGAAAAAAUAUUUAGCUAAUCAUAUGCUGAAACAUCCUGAUUUUACUAGGGUUUCUAGUAAAAUAUAUGAAUGUGCACAUUGCACUUAUAAAAGUACCUUCAAAGCUCGUUUGGCUAGACAUAUGUUGAAGCAUUUUGCUGGAAAAGGUAGCCAUAAGCCUGAUGUGUGUAUUCACUGUAAUAAAACAUUCCUAUAUAAGAGAAGUUUAAAUGAUCAUAUAAUAAAAAAACAUCCUGAACAUAUUACAUCAGUUCCAGGUAAAAUACAUGAAUGUACAGAUUGCACCUAUAAAACUACCUUCAAAAAUAGGUUGGCUAUACAUAUGUUGAAACAUCCUGAUGCAAAAAGUAGCUAUAAGCUCCAAAAAUGUGUUCACUGUGAAACUAAAUUUUUAACUAAAACGCUCCUAGGUAAUCAUAUAAUUAAUAAACAUCCAGACUUCUUAGAAUCAGUUUCUAGUAAAAUACAUGAGUGUACAUAUUGCACUUAUAAAACUACUGUCAAAGGUAAGCUGGCUAUACAUAUGUUGAAACAUCCUGAUGCAAACAGUAGCUAUAAGCUAAAUGAGUGUAUUCAUUGUAAUAGAACAUUCAUAAAUAAGAAAAAUUUGAAUGAUCAUAUAAUAAAGAAACAUCCAGAACAUACUGCAUCAGUUGCAAGUAAAAUACAUGAAUGCGAAUAUUGCGUUUUUAUAACCACAUCGAAGGGUUAUUUAGCCAAACAUAUGCGAAUGCAUGCAGGCGAAAAAGGUGAUAUUAAAACAUGUAUUCACUGUAACGCGACAUUCAAAUGCGAAAGAAAAUUAGACAAUCAUAUAAUUAAGGAACAUCCAGACUUAAUAGCAUCAGUUUCUAGUAAAAUAUAUGAAUGUACACAUUGUCCAUUUAGAACCACUGAGAAAUACUAUUUAUCCAAACAUAUCCUAAAACAUUCUGAGGCAGAAAGAGGAUCUAAGCUCAAAAAGUGUGUUCACUGUAACGCUACAUUUUCAACUAAAACACUUCUAGGUAAUCAUAUAAUUUUUAAACAUCCAGAAUUUAUAGCAUCAGUUUUAAGUAAAAUACAUGAAUGUACACAUUGCACUUAUAAAACUACCGUCAAAGGCAAGUUCGAUAUACAUAUAUUGAAGCAUUCUGGUGUAAAACCUAGCUGUAAGCUGAAAGAAUGUGUUCAUUGUAACGCUACAUUUAAAGCUAAAAUGCUUCUGGAUAACCACAUAAUUAAGAAACAUCCAGACUUCAUAUCAUCAAUUUCUGGUAAAAUACAUGAAUGUACACAUUGUAGUUACAAGACUACCUUCAAAGGUAAGUUGGCCAUACAUAUGUUGAAGCAUCCUGGUGCAAAAAGCAGCCACAAGCUCAGUGUGUGUAUUCACUGUGAUAGAACAUUCAUAAAUAAGAAAAAUUUAAAUGAUCAUAUCAUAAAGAAGCAUCCCGAACAUACUGCAUCAGUUUCAAGCAAAAUAUUUGAAUGCAAAUAUUGCGCGUACAAAACUGCAUUGAAUGGUUGUUUAACUAUUCACAUGCGGAAGCAUCCAGAGGCAGAAAAUGGCCAUGACCUUAAAACAGGCGGCUAUGCCCUUAAAACAUGUAUUCAGUGCAAGGCGGCCUUUAAAAAUAACACAAGUUUAGAUAAUCAUAUCGUUAAGAAUCAUCCUGACUGUGUUGCAUCAAUUUCGAGAGAAAUACAUGAAUGUAAAUAUUGCGCAUUUAAGACUGUCUCGAAGGGUUCUUUAACUAGACAUUUAGGGAAGCAUCCAGGUGCAGAAGGUGGUUCUACCCUUAAAACGUGUAUUCACUGUGACGCGGCGUUCAAAUCUAAGAGAUGUUUAGAUAAUCAUACAAUUAAGAAACAUCCUGAGUAUAUUGCAUCAGUUUCAAGUAAAAUAUAUGAAUGCACACAUUGCACUUACAAAACUACCGUCAAAAAGGACUUAGAUAGUCAUUCACGUAAAACACAUAUUGGGACCCUUCAAAUAAAAAAAGAAAAUAGAAGCUUCAACUAAAACAGUGAAAUAGAACAUUCGCAACAUAAUUUAUCGUAUGCACUGAAAACCAAACGUCGCAAUGGUACGACAGAGAAGCGUGUUAUAAGUGUGUUAGAAAGAGAUAGAAGUACCUCGUUGCCUAGCAGCCCCAUUACGAGGUCACCGAUGCCAUCGGCGCACUCUUUCUAACAUACUGUAGCGUUUUUCUGGGUUCUUUUUGGGUGUGGAUUAAAACACUGGAUUCCACAAAAAGAAAUGCACUAAUUUAUUUGACUUGAUAAAACAUUUAUGUCUGACUAAUUCUUAUGUCACCAUUGACUGCACUAUACUUCUCUUCGCUCUGCUACUCCACCGUAUUCCGUACUCUCUGCCCCAUCUCCCGGCCGCCGAGUUAUAUAUAGUUCAAUUACUGCUGCGAGAAAGACCACGAAGCGGUAUCUAGAAUGUUGGAGAUCACAUCGCGUCGAUCUAGAAGGCGAUCCACUUUGACGGUCCUCACAGCCGCCGCUAGGUGUCUGGUGUGGUCGUGAUUCGCGUAAAAGUAGAUGUCGGCCAUGAAGCUCUAGCGAGUAGGGGACUCGCCCAACAGAUGGCGCUGACAGUAUGAUUUGUUACAACACAUAUUGCACGCUUCUCUUCCGUACACAUUACGCCGUAGAUUUAUUGAACAUACUGUUACUUGAUGAGCCUGUUAUACUGCCUCUAGCAUGUUAGCGCAUACAAAAUGCACUGUUCUCUCUGCCAGUGUUUGAAGCAUCGAUUGGAGAAUUAUAUGUGAAAAUAUCGUAAUAUUUAUUUUUCUAACAAGUGUAAAUAUAUCUUUUAAAAAAUAGUUAAUUUCCUAGCAAGUGCGGAAAGUGAUACUUUUCCGCGCAGCAAGAAAUGAAUGUAAGCAAAGGUGGCAUUGUAUAGGAAAACCUACUUAAUGUCAAAAAAUCUACAUGAUGUCAUAAAAAAUCAAUAUAAUGUGACUUGUCACAGCGUUCGAGUGCGGAAAAGAUACUUUCCGCAGGAGUUAGGAAGAGAAGUUUUUCUACUUGCAAAAAUUCAAUCUGCUGCAAAUGUCGCUUGAUAGGUCAUCUAAUGUAUCCAUCAGAAGCAUAUUAUAAAGAAAUAACUUUAUUCAUAAUUUUGUGCGUGACAACGAUCAAUCGAAACGGAGCAAGUUAUUUAAUUAAAUAAAAGAGAAAGUAAGAUUUAAAUACUCUACAACUACGAGGGUGGUCCCAGAAGUACCCGGCCUCUCCUAGAGAUGGCGAUAGUUGUUUGAAAAAUAUCAUUGUAUUAGAAAGUAUGCAACCUAUAAAGCAUAUAUGUCAAGUUUGAAGACGCCACGUUGUUUAGUAUUUGUUUGGCAGCCAUCAAUACUGAACGUUUUCAGUGAAUUUGUGAAAAUGGAGAAAAUUGGUCAUCGUUAUGUGGUUCAAUACUUUUAUUUCAAAGGCCUCAGCCCAACCAAUAUAAAAGCUGAACUGGAUUCUACUCUGGGUGAGUCUGCUUCUUCGUUUACAACAGUAAAAUAUUGGGUAGCAGAGUUUAAACGAGGCCGAAUGAGCUGCCAAGAAGAGCAUCGCAGUGGUCGACCAAAUGAGGUGACGAUUCCAGAAAUGGUGAAGAAAAUUCACAAAGCGCUAGUGAAUGAUUGUUGACUGAAAGUGGGCGAGCUAGCAGACAUAUGUUGAAACAUCCUGAUUUUACUACUGAGGUUUCUAGUAAAAUAUAUAAAUGUGCACAUUACACUUAUAAAACUACCUUGAGAGCUAUUUUGGCUAAACACAUGUUGAAGCAUCCUGGUAUAAGAGGUAGUCUGUAAUCACUGUAAUUCAGUAUUCCAGUAUAAGAAAAGUUUAAAUGAACAUAUAAUAAAGAAACAUCCUAAACAUAUUGCAUGAACGUACAAAUUGCACCUUGAAAAAUACGUGAUUCGUCCUAUAUGCGUGUAUAUGGAAUGGCGCUUUAGCGCGUAAUUUGUGAUUGGAUUCGGUUGUUUGUUAUCUGGUCUUUGUGUGAAGCAGAGUCUUUUCCCAUUGGUAUUUCUUCGGUUUUCCAAAGAAAAUACGAGUGGGUUUUGGAGUGUUAUCACAACACAAAUUUAAUAAUUUCUAAUUAAAUUAACCACCACAUUUUCGACAAUUUCAACGCAGGGUCAUUGGAACUGACCAAAAAUGAUUAAUAGGAUUAGCCUCGCCAGUUAGUGUAUAGUUCUUUUCGAGUAUCCAUUACGGUAGAAUGACAUCUGAUUAUCUAGUAAUAUUUCAAAAUUCCCCAUAUCGGCAAAUGACACAUAAUUCUGACGGAUCCGUCAAUGCCAGGUAGACAGAGCUAUAUUUUGUUUUGGUUUUUCGUACGCUACAGAUUCAUUUUGUACUUGGUAAAAGCUCUUUUAUUUAGAAAAGUUCAUUUGCAUACAAAAAACAACACGCUACAAAUAAGUUUUACUAGAUUUACACCCUUUUGAUUAUUGCCAAUGUCGCAGACUAACACAAAAAUGUCACUUGCAGAUCAGUUGUUCACCUCGGUUGAUGUCAAAACGUGAUGGAUUCUCGUGAAGUAGGGUAUAGUACAGAUGCCAAGCAAUUAUUUUUAGAUGUAAAAUGUAUUUUAAAAUCGGGAUGUUAAAUAGAGAAAUAAAACAAAAUCCAGAAGAAAAUUAUGAAAAUUGUAAAAUAAACUCAAUAAAACUGUUUAC
Molecule: messenger RNA, 5895 nt
Organism: Acanthoscelides obtectus
Lineage: Eukaryota; Metazoa; Arthropoda; Insecta; Coleoptera; Chrysomelidae
Source: the annotation of a GenBank genome assembly